Molecule: messenger RNA, 2484 nt
Organism: Cricetulus griseus (Chinese hamster)
Lineage: Eukaryota; Metazoa; Chordata; Mammalia; Rodentia; Cricetidae
Source: RefSeq, a predicted model, not a curated record
CUGGGUUAGCGGGGUAGUGCGGGGAAGGGAACUCCGUUCCCGAGCCUUAGUUUCCCGGUCUGGAGGGCGCAAGAACGUGAUCCCGUAGGGCUUGCUCAAAAAGGGGAGGAAACCGAGCGGCGGCAGUGUGGCAUGCUUAGCUCCUUUGUGUGUUUUGUCAGUCGUCUGAGACCGCGUCUCCGGUAGCCCACACCCAGGCUGGCCUGGAGCUCCCUGUGUCAUCGAGGCUGCAGCACUUUCCAGAAUGGCUUCCACAAGAAGGCUCAUUGGCCCUCCUCGUGGUGUUUUUGACUUCAGUGAUAUGUUCUUAGAGGACUCACGGAUGGAAGACAUAAGAAACAUACAAGCCCAAAGUCUUGGCCAAGUGACACCCGGGCAGAACCGAAUCCUAAAGAGAAACCAAAGGAUGGAUGAGAAAUAUUUGAUGUCCAAAGAGGAGGCCAUGCUAGGGAAGGGGCCAAGGUUGGGCUUGAGGCCUCCCACCAUCACCUCCAAAACCAGAGCCAAUGAGGCCCUUAGGAAGCUGGCCCAGAUUGAAACCAAGAUCCGGAGUCGGAAGCAGACAUCCAUGGCUUUGUCUGACACAGAGUCUGACUCGAAGACCACAGAGCUGCAUCUUCCAAAGGGGAAAGAUGCAGCAUCUGCAGCUCCUUCUGAACAUCCACACAGAACCUUCCAGAAACAAGUCUGUAAAACCCCCACAACAAAGAGCAAUGGGCAAAAUGGGAAAGGUAGCAGGUUUCUUAAGAAGAAAGAGCCAUCCAUUGAGGCUAGGUCCCCGGUGCCCACAGUGGAGAAAGGGAAGCACAUCCCACCACCCAGGCAGAAAGAACCUGCUAGAAAAUGUGAUGCUCCCGACAGUGAUGAAGAGGAAAUUAAAGCAUUGCUUGGAAGCUUGAUGGACUCUUCUAGAGAAGAAGAAACAAAUAGGAAUCACCAGCUCACCAGCACCAAAGUCAGCAUGAUUGACCAUGGAAAAUUGUCUUCGGAUCAGACUUCAACUCAGCCAGGAGUCCCAUCUCUGCUCAGUGUGGACUGUUCCAGCUCAAAGCCUUCUCGUCUCUUCUAUCGGCUCGACUCCCCAUGGACUCUCAACACUGGAGACACAGUCUCCCUCACAUCCUCACCUUCCGUCACAAAUGACCUUUCAAAAUCAGCAUCUUCAAAGAUGGGGUGCAUCAAGCUGGCAUCCUCCCCCAGCAGGAGCGAGGGAAGGUCUUCAGAGGAGCCAGUCUCAGAAGCUGCUGAUGACAGCCUCCAUGAUUUUAGAAUUAAUAUUUUGUCCAUUGAUGACCUGGUACUGGCUGAUGGAGAGAAAUCAGAUGUGGAACAGAAAGAGGAAGGUUCUGGAUGGGAAGGGAUGUCAGGCAGAGGCUCUCCACCCAUGUCAUCCUCUCGACUGGAAGAACAGGGGCCUCCCCAGCACAAGAGCUCUGCACUUGAGGGCACGGCCACCGCGGUUGCUGAUGAGGAGGGUCUCGCCACUGAGGUCUCAGAGCAUCUGGCUGACAGCUCCGCUGAAACUGUGCAGUCUCACAGCAUGUCCUGCAUGCAGUUUGUGGAGGCUCUCACUGCACUCACGGCCAGCCCAGCUUACUCUGAGGAUUUUGAGCCAUCCUCUAGAUCCUUGGCCUCAGAGGCAUCACUCGGCAGGACACAGGACACUUUGUCACAGUAUUCUUCCAGGGGGCAGACAGGUCUUCUUUCCAGACGAUCCCUAUCGAGGACACAGUGGGGCCAAGGGGUGACGAGAGUCGUGAAGGAGACAGCUGUGCAGACGCUUGAUCCUGCCUUUGUCUACCAGUGGAGCAAGGCUGGAGGCAUGGCGGCCAUUGGCCCCACCCUUGGAGGCGCCUAUGUGGACCCAGCACCCAUCGCCAGUCACGUUGUCAGUGCAGAUGCUAUAGAAGCCCUGACAGCCUACAGCCCUGCGGUGUUGGCGCUGAAUGACAUGCUGAAGCAACAGCUGAGCCUGACACAGCAGUUCACCGAGGCCAGCCGCCAUCUGCACAUGUCCCUCCUACAGUCCCUGGAUGGGGACUCAUUUCACUACCACACCCUGGAGGAAACCAAAGAGUACAUCAGGUGUCACAGACCCGCACCCCUGACCAUGGAGGCUGCCCUUCAGGAGGUGAAGGAGGAGCUUAAGUCCUAGCAGCCCCCAUCUACACAGUGGCUACCAUGCAGACCCACCAUGCGGACAGCUGACGACCUGCUACAGGCUAUUCAUAGCGGGACAGAGGUAUGAGUCAGCGCAAGUCAGGCAUCUGCAUCAUUCACAAGAGGACCAGCUGCCCCACGGGAACAUUCCAUGCCAGGUACUGAGACAGGUCUUUUGAGCAUGGUGUCCGACACAGCCUGCGUCUACCCAAGAGCAGCCUGCGCAAUGCCCACGUGCACCUCACCCACAGAUGGACGACGUGAUCUUUUACAAAAGGCUUUAUUUGAAGGCAAAACAGUAAAAUCCACAAUCAGUUGUUAACA